Molecule: messenger RNA, 5343 nt
Organism: Topomyia yanbarensis
Lineage: Eukaryota; Metazoa; Arthropoda; Insecta; Diptera; Culicidae
Exons: 1
Coding region: 1-5343 (1780 amino acids)
Biological process (GO): DNA integration
Molecular function (GO): nucleic acid binding
Source: RefSeq, a predicted model, not a curated record
AUGAGUGAAAUGAGAAGCAAGCAGCAGCUCAACACAAGGCGCAUGACACUGCUCGCUUCACUGAAUCGAGCGGAACAAUUCCUGCAGGGGUACGUGGCUGACCGGGACGUGCUGCAAGUGGCAAUACGGUUAGAAAAUCUUGAGUUACUCUGGCAUGGGCUGGAAGAGACACAAGCGGCUCUUGAGGAUCUGGAAACCGAGAAUGAAGGUAUGGUGAGGAACCUACAAUAUCGCUCUGAUUUUGAGCCUAAACUUUUUUCAAUAAAAGCUGGCCUUAUUGCAAAGCUACCUCCUGCAAUCAAUCCAAGAUCUGAGCCCUUACAAACCCCUACCCCCCUGUCCCAUUCUAGUCUAGCCGGUUUGAAGUUGCCAACAAUUUCGCUCCCUGAAAUCAACGGGGACUACCAAGAGUGGUUGGGAUUUCACGACACCUUUUUUGCGCUUAUCCAUGCAAAUCCGGAAGUGGCGGCCAUUCAGAAAUUCCACUAUUUGCGUGCUGCUGUUAAGGGCGAGGCAGCUCAAGUGAUCGAAUCCAUUUCGAUAAGUGCUGCCAAUUAUCCCCUAGCCUGGGAUGCGCUAGUAGCCCGUUACUCGAACGAAUACCUGCUGAAGAAACGCCAUCUUCAAGCUCUGCUCGAAACGCCACGAAUGAAGGAAGAAUCAGCUGCUGCGCUACAUGGACUAGUGGAUGAGUUUGAGAGGCAUACGAAAGUAUUGAAGCAGCUAGGCGAACCUACUGAAGCAUGGAGCACGAUAUUAGAACAUUUACUUUGUACGAGACUGCACAGCGAGACACUAAAGAUGUGGGAAGAACAUGCUUCCAACUUGGAGGAGCCAUCCUACUCUAAUUUGGUGGAGUUCUUACAACGGCGUAUGCGGGUUCUGGAGUCUAUAUUAGUGAAUCAGGAUCAUAGGAGUUUUGUUUCGUCUUCGAACAGUGGUGCCGAAUCAUACUCUCGAAGUGGACAUACUGGAGGUAAUCAACAGCACACACAUACGAAUGAAAUGAGGUUGUCUACGCAUGCGGUAACGGAGGAAGCUAGCAGUUCUUUUGAGCGCCCCGGAAUUUCUAUGACUCAGCUGAAAAAAUUAUCUUUGCGCGAGAGGUUCAGUCUAGUUAACAAUAAGCGACUCUGUUUCAACUGUCUUCAUAGCGAUCAUUUCGUCAGCAAUUGCCCGUGUCAAACUAAUUGUCAUAGGUGUCGUAAACGUCACCACACACUCCUGCAUCCGGGUUUUAUAAAUGAUUGGUCGGCGAUCAGCAGUCAGUAUGUUGGUAGCACCGAAGAUCGUCAUCAGUACUCUGCACAAACGAACGUCGCAACAUCAAGUACUGAGCCUGCAACAUCAUUGUCCAUCGCUGCGGUCAAUGUUCAAGCGUCAUCCCUUUCAAGGGUUCGAAAUAACAGCGUGUUUAUGCUCACCGUAGUACUGGCUGUUAAAGAUGCGUACGGUCAAGACCAUUUCGCAAGGGCAUUGUUAGAUUGUGCUUCCCAGCCAAACCUCAUCAGCGAUCGAAUGGCACAAAUACUCAGGCUCAAGAGAAGAAAGGUCAAUGUGCAGCUUCAGGGCCCAGCAGGCAUUGCUGUGCGUUCUUCUGACUCAGUAUUUACGCAGAUUCGAUCCAGGAAAGAAGACUUUUCCCGCGACGUAGAAUUUCUGGUACUUCCCCGCGUGACGGCUGACCUGCCCGAGCAAGAUAUUUGUAUCCAGGAUUGGAACAUGCCUAAAGAUGUAUUUCUCGCGGACCCAAAUUUCCAUAAACGAGCGGGAAUCGACAUGAUCAUUGGCUUGCAUCACUUCUUCGCUUGUUUUAAGUCUGCCGCACGCCUGCGUCUUGCGAAAGAUCUUCCCGAAUUGAUUGAUAGCGUUUUCGGUUGGAUUGUUGCUGGGUCUGGUGACCUCAUACCCUCCUCACCAGAAUCUGUGCAAUGUCAUGUGACAGCUAUAUGUCUUACUACCCUGGAAGAAAGCCUUGAGCGUUUCUGGAAAAUAGAAGAAGUGUCAGCACGCUCUGAUUAUUCCGUCGAGGAAAGGAAAUGUGAGGAACAUUAUUCAUCAACCAUUACGAGAGACUGCACAGGCCGGUACACUGCCUCACUACCCCGUCAUCCGGAUUUCGAGGUCAUGGUCGGGGAUUCAAAAAUGGCAGCUCUACGCAGAUUCAAGCUACUGGAGGGAAGACUCGAGCGGAAUCACUCCCUAAAAGAUGAAUAUCAUAAGUUUAUGAGUGAAUACAUCUCUCUUGGCCACAUGCGAGUAGCAUCACAGCUUGAACAACAAAAAAUAAAAGGCUAUUAUCUACCCCAUCAUCCCGUUGUGAAAGAGUCCAGCACGACAACGAAAGUCCGUGUUGUCUUCGACGCCUCUUCCAAGACAACUUCCGGAUUCUCCUUAAAUGAUGCUUUACAAGUUGGACCUGUGGUACAGGACGACCUUCUUUCAAUAGUUUUGAGGUUCCGUACGUACUUGAUCGCGGUAGUGGCGGACAUUGAAAAAAUGUAUCGCCAAAUAAAAGUAGCACCAGCUGACGUCCCAUAUCAGCGGAUAUUUUGGCGGUUUAACCAAUCAGAUCCCAUUCAAGUUUACGAACUGCUCACGGUAACGUAUGGUCUUGCUCCGUCCUCGUUUUUGGCUACACGAACGCUUCAACAGUUAGCCGACGACGAAGGUGCCGCGUACCCACUAGCGGAGCCAAUCCUCCGCAAAGGUUUUUAUGUCGACGAUUGUCUUGGUGGUGAGCAAUCCAUCGAAAGGGCAGUGCAGAUGCGCGAUGAACUAAUCGAAUUGCUUCGGAAAGGUGGAUUUAGUCUGCGAAAAUUUACUUCGAAUAAACCGGAGGUCCUUCACGGCUUAUCUCCAGAGCAAAUCGGGACGGAAUCAUCACUAAUGUUCACCGCACAAGGAUCAGUUAAGGCGCUAGGAAUUGGGUGGGAACCCGGGCUGGAUAUGCUCCGUUUUGAUUCCACGGUGCAACACCCCGAUGGCAUACCUACAAAAAGGUCAAUAUUAUCGUCUAUUUCACAACUUUUCGACCCACUUGGACUUAUCGCUCCAGUUGUGAUACGUGGAAAAUUACUCCUGCAGGACCUAUGGCUUACGCAUUGUGAAUGGGAUCAGCCGGUUCCAGCGAGUGUCGCUGAAAAGUGGGGUACAUACUUUGUCGAGCUCUCCAAAAUUUCCGAAUAUCGGACAGAGCGCUAUGCCUUUCUUCCAAACUCUACAAUUCAACUGCACACAUUUUGCGAUGCUUCGGAAAUAGCCUUUGGGGCUUGUAUCUACGCUCGAUCUAUCGAUCCUGAAGGAAACGUCCGAAUACAGUUGCUCGCUUCUAAAUCGCGCGUCGCUCCGUUAAAGCGCAUUACUUUGCCAAGGCUCGAGCUUUGUGCUGCUGUUAUUGGUGUACAGCUGCACGCACACGUAGUGAAAGCUUUACAACUGGAAAUUAGCGAAUCACGGUUCUGGUCUGACUCUACGGUGGUUCUUCAGUGGUUGCAGUCCCCACCGAAUACCUGGAAAACAUUUGUGGCUAACCGGGUGUCUGAAAUACAGACCGCCACACACGGUUCUCAUUGGAAUCAUAUUGCUAGUAAAGAAAACCCUGCCGACCUGGUUUCUAGAGGGAUGAAAAUAGAGGACUUCCUGGUAAGCGAACUGUGGCGAGUUGGUCCCGAUUGGUUUCGUCAACCAGAAAACCGAUGGCCCAUGCCCUCCACCAUACCACCGCUUCUUGAAAACGUGGAAUUACGAAAGCUUACCGUUGCCGUUCUUCACGUAAAACCAAGCACCAGUCAAGUUUUUACCCGAUAUUCUUCAUUAGAUAAACUGGUCCGAGUAACAGCUCACUGUUUACGAUUCAUAAACAAUACCCGUUCAAAAUCACGAACCCAGCCACUCGUAUCUACUACUUCGCAUCAUAGUAAAUCAUUGUCAGCAGCGCAAUUGGCAGAAGCCCUAACGCAUUUAACCCAGCUUGCACAGAAAGAGGCAUUCAAAGAAGAACUGAAAAAUUUGCAACAUGCGAACGCUGUGCCAAAGCACUCAUCAAUUCGCUUGCUGAGCCCGUUUAUUGACGAAAAAGGGACACUCAGAGUGGGGGGUAGGUUACGAUGGUCCGAUCAACCGUUCCAAACAAAGCAUCCCGCCCUGUUACCUAGCUUCCAUCCCUUUACCCGUUUAAUUCUCAAAUCUUAUCAUAUAAAAUUACUUCAUGGUGGUGGCCAGCUUACGUUAGCUAGUGUGCGUGAGGAAUAUUGGCCUAUACAUGGAAGGCGAAUGUUGAGAAGCGUAAUACGCAGUUGCUUCCAAUGCUCUAGAGCAAAUCCCGUCCCGGUCCAACAACGAACAGGACAAUUGCCCGUACCCCGAGUAACUCCAAGCAGGCCGUUCACAGUCACUGGCGUUGAUUACGCGGGGCCGAUAUAUCUUCGAGCACCACACAAACGAGCCGCUCCACAAAAGGCCUACAUUAGCAUAUUUGUCUGCUUCUCAACAAAAGCUGUUCAUAUUGAGCUCGUUUCGGACCUUACCACAUCCGCCUUUAUAGCAGCCUUUCGCAGAUUUAUGUCUCGUCGCGGACGUUCAGCGCACGUACACUCUAACAACGGAAAAAACUUUCAGGGUGCACGUAACGAGUUGCAGGAGUUGUAUCGUUUGCUACAUGACGAGAAGGAGACGGAGCAAAUUCAAUCCAACCUUGCCAGUGAUGGUGUCAUCUGGCAUAUGAUUCCACCGAAAGCUCCUCACUUCGGAGGUUUAUGGGAGGCGGCGGUAAAGGUAGCAAAGGGUCACUUGCAUCGUGUACUAGGGAAUGCACGCUUAUCUUUCGAGGACAUGUCCACUGUGCUGGCACAAGUUGAAGCCAGUAUGAACUCCCGCCCUCUAAUUCCCCUCAGCGAAGACCCCAACGAUCUAAAUGCAUUAACACCGGCCCAUUUUCUUAUUGGCACUACGAUGCAUGCAAUCCCGAAUCCAGACGUUCAAUGCAUCCCAAAGAAUCGACUGGACCAUUAUCAAAGGAUGCAAUCAUUGCAUCAACAAUUCUGGCAUCGAUGGCAAACCGAAUAUUUGCAGGAACUUCAGCGCGAGUCUGUCAUCUACUCUGCUAACAACGACUUCAAACCUGGACAACUGGUGGUUGUUCUUGAUGAGUUCCAAUCUCCAUUGAAAUGGCCAUUGGCCCGUAUAAUCAACCUACACCCUGGGAAGGACGACCUCACCCGUGUUGUUACAUUGCAAACAAGCAAAGGCAUCAUAAAGCGACCCGUGGUAAAAAUUUGUUUGCUGCCUACUGAACCAGAGGUAAACACCACGACACCGGAGCACGAAGAUGCCAGUCCAUAA